Molecule: messenger RNA, 4718 nt
Organism: Aethalodelphis obliquidens (Pacific white-sided dolphin)
Lineage: Eukaryota; Metazoa; Chordata; Mammalia; Artiodactyla; Delphinidae
Gene: NFAM1
Product: NFAT activating protein with ITAM motif 1
Exons: 6
Coding region: 42-830 (262 amino acids)
Biological process (GO): B cell receptor signaling pathway; regulation of B cell differentiation; positive regulation of B cell receptor signaling pathway
Cellular component (GO): membrane raft
Molecular function (GO): transmembrane signaling receptor activity
Source: RefSeq, a predicted model, not a curated record
UGAGCUAAAGAGGAAGGAGGGACACUGACCCGGGGGCCCCGAUGGAGAGCCGGCCUCCUUGGUGGCGGGCCCCACCGGGCCCCAUCCCAGCCCCCCGGCUCCUGGGCUUGUUCCUGCUCCCCUGGACCCUGCAGCUCGCAGGCACAGGAGGGCAGUCGGUGACCCACACCGGCCUCCCCAUUGUGGUAUCUCUGGCCAACAAGGCCGUGUCCUUCGGCUGCAGGAUUACCUACCCAUACACCCCCACCUUCAAGCACUUCACAGUCAGCUACUUUUACGUGGACCUCCUGGGCCGGACGAGCUCUGAGGAGAAGACCAGCUGCAAACCUGGUCCAGGCAGAGAGAACCAGACCCACACCGAAGAGUGUCAGAUCACCCCCAAGCUGCCUGACGCAGCUGCCACUGGCACCUACUACUGCUCCGUCCGCUGGCCGGGCUCCAGGGUGACAGGCAACGGCACCUUCAUCCUGGUCAGAGACACAGGCUACCGAGAGCCCCCGCAGGGCCCCCAGGACCUCCUGCUUCUUUGCUUCAUCGGCCUCCUGGCUGUCCUUGGCAUCCUGGCCACGGCCCUGCUGCUCUGGAAGAAGAGACAGACGCAGGCUCCACGGAAGCACACUGCCCAGAAGGGCCCCAGCGCUGCCAGCAGCCGGGAGCAGCCUCCACCCGAAUCUGUCUACACAGACCUGCAGCGCCGAGAGACCGAGGUCUACGACCGCAUCCAGAGUGAGGCCAGCAGCCCGCCCUCCAACCAGGACCUGCUCUCCCAGGAGAAACAACAUGGAUCUGAGGGUGAUGGUGAAUUUAACCUGGUCUAUGAAAAUCUCUAGGACAAGCUCUGCCUGCUCCUGGGUCUUGCCUGGAUCAGAGGCCCUGGGGCAGCCUCUCCCUCCAAAGGACUCGAUCUGUACCAGGAGUGAGGCCCCAGGGGUGCCCCAUCACCUCACUUGCCCUCUUGCCUUGGCUGGCCCCACCCCACCCCCCCAUUCUGCAGCCCGGCCACACCCGCCGAGUGUGCCACAUCUCCGGACCUUUGCCCGAGCGGCUCCCUCUGCCAGGCGGGCCCUCCCUCCCUCCCCAAGGGCUCUCCUGAACGCCACCCAGAGCCCUUCUUACCCUCUCUAGACACACGGGCCCUCUUGUACCAGCCUGAACCACCAGGAGGUUCCCGCCAGGGACCCUCGUCAGUACUGUGUGCACAGGGGUCCCAGCGUGGGUGAAUAAAGGAGCAACUAGGCAAAUGGCCCCCGUCUCCCCGCCCCCCGCCCAACUAGGCCAAAGGCACGAGGCGACCACACAAAGUAGAUCGGGGGAUGGCGUGGGGGGUAUGGGGCGUGGGCAGGAAUGAACCAUGCAGAGGCUGGGCUGGGCUCAGGAACAGAGCUGGAGGCCGGGGAGGCGGCUCAGUGGGGUCCUGGGACUGCGAGGGUCCGGGCACACGCAGGGAGCUCUCUGCCUCCCCCAGCAAGGACCCCAAGGUUGUUUCCCAUCAGCCUGGCCGCCUACGCUCUGUGUGCCAACUGCUUCCUCACCACGCCCUGCUCACCCCAGCCUCAGGGCCUCGCUGCUCCUGGUCUACCUACAGCCCAGUUCCCCAGAGCCCCUCCACCUGGCCUAUCUCGACCCCUCCCACCUCCUCUGUCUUUGUCUGCCCUAUGCCCCAGCCCCGGCCCCUGGGGAUCGAGGCCAGCCCGGCCCCUUCCCUCCUUGCCCCGGGCCGGUCCCAGCUGCCUGGAGGCCAGCCCUCUCUGUCGUGGUCCAGCUGCAUAGCUCUGUUCUUGGGCCUUCCCCUGGGGUGGGCAGAGGGGUCCCUUUGUGCUGCAGAAGCUCAGGCCCCAUGGCCCCUCAGUGUCUGACCCUGAGCCAUUUCUGCUGCUCGAGUGUUCACGUUACCCCUCAUUUCACCUCACGGCAGCCUACCUCACAGGCAGACCAGGGCUAAGGGUGGGCUCACCCAGGCUGUCGGGCUCUGAGCCCUCCCUCCCCUGCUGUCCCCCAUCCCUCCCUUGCUUUCCACUAUUUGGUCAUUCGUGCAAUGGGCAGGCCAGUCCUCCCUCCACACACACCCAGUGCUGUCCCCAGAGUCCCUCAGGUGCCCUCUCACACAAACCCCAAUGUGCCCAGGAGGGUGGUGGCCCGAGGCGCAGGCCCUGGCCAGACCCCCGGCUGGUUUGUGGGUAGCACCUUCAGCCCUGCAGGUCAGCGCCCCCGCAGGGUAAGGGCUGGGGCCGGCAGGGUGGGCCUGGGUUGACGUCAGGAAGAAGCCCCAGCCCCUCCGCUAGGGCUGUGUGUGGCCCCCUUGGGCCUGUGGCACGGUUCACAGCAUCUCAGCUUGGUUCUGAGCCUGGCCUUGGAGCACACGGCAAGGAGGGCUCUGAGCGGGAACACGGGGCUGUGGGGAGAGGCCCCCCCUUGCCAGAAGGCAGUUUAACGAACUCCUACCCUGUUUAGGGAGGCGAAGCUGCCUUCCAGGCCCCUGACUCCGUCAGCCUGAGGCAGAGGCCGGGGCUGGGGGCCGGGUGAGGGAGGCAGGCCGCUCAGCGUGCAGCGGAGCCUCUCCAGGGAAGACCAAAGGCAGCAAGACAGGAGGAGGCCGCCUCGCUGGGCCCCAGAGCGUCCUCAGCCCCUGGCCCCGGACCCUCAGGCUGGGAAUCAGCCUUUUCCAGUUGGCCCCUGGGGUAGUGCGGGGAGCCUGGAGAGACUGCGCCCCCCGCCCUGGCCCAGCCCGCUGCAGUCCCCUCUCCACGAAGCAAAGGAUCCUGAGACCUACACAGGACCAUGGCCCUCCCCGUGUGCAAAACCCCCCACUGUUCCCAUCUCACUUGGAACAAAAUCCCAACUCUUCCCUGCGGCCUGUGAGGCCCUCAAGGACCAACUCAUCGCCCCUCUUGUGGACACAGACGUUGUCAAGUGUGGUGACCGAGCUCAGUUCAGGGCAAGGCUGGGCAGGCGCUGAGGUCUUCAGCGAGCAAGGAGAGAGGCAGGGAGGAGGGUCAAGGUGGAAGGGGGGACCCCCCAGAGGAGAACGUUCUGGGACGCCCAGUACGGAGCCAAGAAGACUAAGCACCCCUCCUUCCCCAGCCCCCGGGACUGGGAGCCUGCGGAGAUGGGCUGGUGCAGGGGUGAGGGGUGGCAGACGACUGCAGGGGGCGCAGGUGGCCACGAGAGAGGAGGAGGGGGCAGAGGGGGCUCGAACUGAGCUCCUGGAGGGCAGGUUUGCGUGGUGGACUCUGAGUGGGCUGAGGAGAGAAGAGAGAGGAACCGCCCUUGGGGGUCAUCUGGGGCUGGCCUCUCUCGAAUCCCAGCUCCACCUCCCAGAAGCCAUGUCCACCUGAGCCUUGGCUUCAGUAACAAUCAAGUCGCUGAGUGUUACUCAGAGAGGACAGAUGGGGAACUCCCUGCCCUGCAGAGGCUCAGCGGGUGUGUAUUUCCUUCUCCACUCAUCCUUCAGGAAAAACAGGCUGCCACUGGGCAGUGCGGAGGGAAUCUGCUAAAUGAGGGGCAGGCCUCCCUGGAGGUGGGGACCCCCUUCUUUGGCCCCCUGCAGGCUGAGGAGCAAUAGGUGAGACCCAGGUGAAGGGGAGCCUUAGACCAGUAGGGUGGAUGGCAGCCAUCCUGAGGGUGGACCCCUGGCCCUGGAGCUUGUAGCAGAAGCCCCUGGCAGCCCCUGAUGGCCAGGCCUCGGGCACUGCUUCCUCCUGUCCCGACCCCGCCCCAGCCUCACCACAGGGGGGCGGACAUGUAUGUCACGGUCUCGGCCUAUGCUUCUUUCUGCCUGACCCGCCCUAGCUCUGACCUGGGAUUCCCUACCAUCUCUAGGUCACACCCCUGCCACCCCUCUUCCAGGCCUCUGGGCAUCUGAAACAUCUCACCCACUGCUGACACCCUCAGCCUCCACUGGUCUCUCCAGGGUAGCGGCUUAGAAAUGGCCAUUCUGCCCCUUCGGGCAGGUUUCAGCCUCCAGCCCUCCCUCCUGCUCCUGCCCCUCUCAGCACUUGGAGAAAAUCAUCCCUGGAAACCAAACCCAGGAAUGCAAAGCGGGUGUGGGAAGCGGUUCCCCCUCCUCGGAAACAAUUUCCAAAGGAUUCUGCAAAGCAGAGUUUCCAUGGGAACACGUGCUGGUUACACUGGAAACCUUGGUGGGGCUGGGGUCCCCUUCACAGCACAUGGCAGGACCUUGGUGUGAGGGCCACGGCCAGAUGCAGUCGUUGCAUUUUGGCCACCGGGCCUCACUCACCUGAAAUCAAGUUACAGGCAAAUCUGCCUUUUUUUCCCCAUUCGAAUUGAAAGGCUACGCUCCGUUCUAAGGAUGCCUCUCGGAUUUCCAGGAUGGAUUUUUAUGUAGUUCAAGAGUUUUCUUGGCAGAACGCCCAGCCAGGAGAGGCGGGCUGGGGCCUUGGCCCAGCCAGGCUAACAGAGUGCGUCCCUCCCGCACGCCAGGGGAUGGCAUUGGCCCACCUGAGGGGCUUCCCCAGACCUGAAUCCAGACUGUAAGAGCUGCGGACAGUGGCAGGAGGCACUGAGACACCUUCCUUCCUAGGUGCCCUCCUUGACCUACAGUCAGAAUUGUGGCCUCUGGGCCUUGAUGGUGCGUGGGUCAGGCUAACCGUUACUAUUCUCUGCACUUGGUGUUGGCGUGUGUUUUGUAUGUGUGUAUCUCUGCAGGCGACACAGGCAUGUACUGCAGUAAAGCACGUAGACACUACAGCAAAGCGAAA